AUGCUGUUGCGAUCGAAGAAGCACCCGCCCCGACAAACACGCACCCACUUUUUCCUCUUCUUCGUCAUUUGCUCGGCUCUCGCACGAGCGACGUUCUUUGUACUGCUCCAUGUGCCGUUGAAUCUGCACCUCUACUUCUUCGUGUGGUUCCUCCCCGAGUUCCUCAACCUGGCCGCCUUUGUCAUGCUCCUCCGCUCCUGGAUCCGAGUGUGGGCGACCUCGCGUCACUUGGCGACCUUCACCUAUCGCAGCACGCGGGUCAAACUAUUCGUGAUCGAAGUCACCACUAUCACUUUCAUCGAGGUGGCACAAGCGGUGGUCUUCUUGGUGAUGAUCAUCCUGGGCGAGGGCUACUUUGACCUCAUGCAACGGGUGGACGCGUGGUACAUGGGCGCGCUGGAGCUGCUGCUUAUUUUGUCGAGCGGCGUGUGCAUGGGCCUGGUCAAGUACCUCGAGAAGCGGGCCAAGCGGCGGCACGACAUCAUCGAAAUCGAGCAGUCCUUCCUGAGCCUCUUCAAUCGGGUACUCGCCACUUCACGGAUGCGGUGA
This is a messenger RNA of Acanthamoeba castellanii str. Neff, 549 nucleotides long. RefSeq lists its product as uncharacterized. NCBI's taxonomy places the organism in Eukaryota, Discosea, Longamoebia, Acanthamoebidae. The record is from RefSeq and is a predicted model, not a curated record. Bases 1 to 549 code for a protein of 182 amino acids. The transcript has 6 exons.